Messenger RNA from Mastomys coucha (southern multimammate mouse), 2936 nucleotides. It is a transcript of the gene Ugcg, whose product is annotated as UDP-glucose ceramide glucosyltransferase. Gene Ontology annotation, molecular function: ceramide glucosyltransferase activity. Lineage: Eukaryota; Metazoa; Chordata; Mammalia; Rodentia; Muridae. The coding region runs from base 392 to 1576 and encodes 394 amino acids. The record is from RefSeq and is a predicted model, not a curated record. The transcript has 9 exons. Gene Ontology annotation, cellular component: membrane. Gene Ontology annotation, biological process: glucosylceramide biosynthetic process.
GCCGGCAGCGGGCAGGAACCAGAACGCGGAGCCGCGGCAAGCGAAAGGGACGGCGGUGGCGGCGGCGGCGGCAGCCGGGAGGGUCUAAACCACGGGAGCCCGAGCGCGCGGCAACGGCCGCCUGGAGCGCGCAGCGCGGUCAGCCUGCGCUCGCAGCACACCAGCGCGCGCACGCUAAGGGGUGCGCGGUGCCGAGCGCGCGCCGAGCGGCCGGGGGCGCGCAGGCCCUGCCCGCCCCUUCCGUCCGCACGCCCGCCGCCCCGCCGGCCCUUCCUCUCCCACCUUCCACUCGCGGCCCGCGCCCCGCACCCGGCGGCCCCCGCGUCCUCCUCCCGCGGCAGCGCUGUCCGCGGCGGCCGGAGCGGGCCGGGCCGGGCCAGCGGGCCGGGGGAUGGCGCUGCUGGACCUGGCCCAGGAGGGAAUGGCCUUGUUCGGCUUCGUGCUCUUCGUGGUGCUGUGGCUGAUGCAUUUCAUGUCCAUCAUCUACACCCGGUUACACCUCAAUAAGAAGGCCACAGACAAACAGCCGUAUAGCAAGCUCCCUGGUGUCUCUCUUCUGAAACCACUGAAGGGGGUGGAUCCUAACCUAAUCAACAACUUGGAGACAUUCUUUGAACUGGAUUAUCCCAAAUAUGAAAUACUCCUUUGUGUGCAAGACCAUGAUGAUCCAGCUAUCGAUGUAUGUAAGAAACUGCUUGGAAAAUACCCAAAUGUUGAUGCUAGAUUGUUUAUAGGUGGCAAAAAGGUUGGCAUUAAUCCUAAAAUUAAUAAUUUGAUGCCUGCAUAUGAAGUUGCAAAAUAUGAUCUCAUAUGGAUUUGUGAUAGCGGAAUAAGAGUCAUUCCAGACACAUUAACUGACAUGGUCAAUCAGAUGACAGAGAAAGUGGGGUUGGUACAUGGGCUCCCGUAUGUAGCCGACAGACAAGGCUUUGCUGCCACCUUAGAACAGGUAUAUUUUGGAACUUCACACCCAAGAUCCUAUAUCUCUGCCAAUGUAACUGGCUUCAAAUGUGUGACAGGAAUGUCUUGUUUAAUGAGGAAGGAUGUGCUCGAUCAGGCAGGAGGGCUUAUAGCCUUUGCUCAGUACAUUGCUGAAGAUUACUUCAUGGCCAAAGCAAUAGCCGACCGAGGUUGGAGGUUUUCAAUGUCUACUCAAGUUGCCAUGCAAAACUCUGGUUCGUACUCAAUUUCUCAGUUUCAAUCCAGAAUGAUCAGGUGGACCAAAUUGAGAAUUAACAUGCUUCCUGCUACAAUAAUUUGUGAGCCAAUUUCAGAAUGCUUUGUUGCCAGUUUAAUUAUUGGGUGGGCAGCCCACCAUGUGUUCAGAUGGGAUAUCAUGGUUUUCUUCAUGUGCCACUGCCUGGCAUGGUUUAUAUUUGACUACAUUCAACUCAGGGGUGUCCAGGGUGGCACACUGUGUUUUUCAAAACUUGAUUAUGCUGUGGCUUGGUUCAUCCGUGAAUCCAUGACAAUCUACAUUUUCUUGUCGGCAUUAUGGGACCCUACUAUAAGCUGGAGAACUGGUCGCUACAGGUUGCGCUGUGGAGGGACGGCAGAGGAGAUCCUGGAUGUGUAACAAGACCUCUGGGACUGACCGAAACACAGGACAGAGUGGAAGUGUUAGAAAUUAUGUUUAUAGAGACACUUUCAAGGACCUACCUUCAGUGGUUUGUCACAUGUGUGUUUUGGUAUCUGCUCUUUAAUUUAUUCGCAUGGCACUUGCAUCUGUGAAAAGCAAAAAACAAAAAACAAAAACAAAACACGUCUGUAGUCUUGGCCAAAUAGUAUAUCUUGUGGAAGUAGAGAAUCAAGACAGUUGGUUCUAGGAAGUGGGGUUUGUUUUGUUGUUGUUUAUUUUUUUAAACAAAUAAAUAUACAUAUCUAUAUAUAUAUAUAUAUAUACACACACACACAUAUACAGGACUGCUCUGCAGCAGACACUAUGACAGUAUCCUUCAGUAGGGAAAGUUUCUUACCUGAGUUACUCACUCUGACGGGCAGAACAGCAGCUCGGUGAGAGGAGAAGGGGACAGACAGGUCACGGCCUCCCCUGUGUGAAGUGGAUGAUGUACAGGGAGGCGCCGACUGAGAAACUUUUUCAUGCUUUAUGCCUACCUCUUGUAGUUGUUGCAGAGCAAAUAGAAGUUAGAAGUUGUCAUACGGUAACUAGGCCUUGCAAAAACAAAUGGAAAACUUUUAAAAAAUAAUAAUAAUAAAAGAGCUGGAGUCUAGUAUUUAUAUAAAUCUGUGAGGAUUUUUUUUUUUUUUUGGUCUCAUUACAAUGAACCAGAAGUGGUUGAGAUUGGUUUUUAAUGGUAACCAUGAAUUGAAGGCAUCUUUUGGACCAACUGUUGUUGGUUCUGUCUUGAACCAUAUUAAUCACUGUGCUGUAAUUAGGAGAGCUGAAUCUUUCCUUCCCUGCUCCUGGCUCCCAGCCUGCCCCAUCUUUCCUUAGCUUUUUUCCAGGGGGGUGAUCUUGUACAAGUGUAAGUGGAUGUUUUAUAGUUGUAAGGAAAAUGCAUUUCAGACACAGUCACACAGGAGGUUUCUUCUUACCCAGUAUGUCUGUAUUGUUAAUAAGAAUGUAAUUUCAUGAUACAAGUAUUUAAUAUCUUUUUUAAGUGAGCAAAAAAAUUCUAGCUAUUGGCAAAUAAAUUGCAGUAGAGAAUUAGAGGACAUGAUGAGGUUGACUGUACAAAUCAAUCAGUAUCAAACUAAGUCGACUGUGUGUGUGGGGGGUUGUUUUGUUUUCUUUUUUUUUUUUUACUAUAACAGUCUAGUCUUAUUUAAAUUGGGUUUUUGUAUUCAGUUUGUAUGACAAUAGACUAGGCCAGCCUAGCUGUAAAUGCAUGCCGUACUUUCCUCUCUCCAUCAUGCAGCUAAGCUUGCUUGUCAGCCCGUGCUUAACUUGUGGUGAACUGGACUUUUGUUUAAAA